CUCUCCACUCGAGCUGCAGGCGCACAGCGCUUAUAAGUAGAGCAACGCAAUAAGCCCUGGCCGCAGUCAAGUGGGAAAAGGACACAAUGAAAACGUGUGUGCUUUUAUUGUCCACCUUGCUCUUCGGAUCUUGCGCGGCUACGAGCUACUCGCCGGAAGAUGACAGAUGCCUCACAAGCACACUGAUAUUGCCAGCAGGGUACUGCUAUCGAUCGCAGUGGCAGUAUAAUCCCUUUUAUAAGCAGUGUGUGUCAACUUGCAACCCGUGGGCCCCCUUUCGUAAUAAGCAAGAAUGUGACGGAUACUGCCGCACUAUUGAAGUGUGCAAAGCUCCCUCCCCGGUUUCUAAGUGCGACUUUGGUUCUUAUCCUGUGUAUUAUUACAACCCAAGAACUAAGAGCUGUCACCAAAAAUCGGACUGCACGUACUAUGGAAACAACUUUCCCACAUUGCGUGACUGCCAAGAGACAUGCAUGAGACAUCAGCCAUCGGGACCGACCGUCGACCCAUGCAGUGUGUUGCCCAGCGAAGGUUACUACUGCAAGAAGAACUACGGCUCAUUCCGAUUCCUGUACGAUUCCAACACCAAAACGUGCCAGCUCUUCUGGUACAGGGGCUGCGGAGGAACUGAGAACAACUUCCGCUCAUAUUACACGUGCCUCGAUCGCUGCACGUCAAAGUACCUCGCCGAAAAUGCGGGCAAGUUCUAAAAAAAUGGGAGACCGAAAUCAGAGGCAAGCCAAACAUAAAGCCAGCGUAGUAAUUGAGUUAUGAAUCCCAACAAUGGCAUAUCAGGCACUGCAACCAAACUUCGGACACUAGUGGCGAAAUCUUCAACUAUCCUGCAAGCCUUAAGCUAGGGGGAUUCACACACUAGAAGAAAUAAAAAUUGCCUCUCAAUUAAUAA
Dermacentor silvarum is the source of this 907-nucleotide messenger RNA. Its product is annotated as actinia tenebrosa protease inhibitors. The transcript has 5 exons. The coding region runs from base 87 to 710 and encodes 207 amino acids. The record is from RefSeq and is a predicted model, not a curated record. Lineage: Eukaryota; Metazoa; Arthropoda; Arachnida; Ixodida; Ixodidae. Gene Ontology annotation, molecular function: serine-type endopeptidase inhibitor activity.